Messenger RNA from Doryrhamphus excisus (bluestripe pipefish), 1523 nucleotides. Its product is annotated as U8 snoRNA-decapping enzyme. Gene Ontology annotation, molecular function: snoRNA binding; phosphodiesterase decapping endonuclease activity. Gene Ontology annotation, biological process: mRNA catabolic process; sno(s)RNA catabolic process. Gene Ontology annotation, cellular component: nucleus. The record is from RefSeq and is a predicted model, not a curated record. NCBI's taxonomy places the organism in Eukaryota, Metazoa, Chordata, Actinopteri, Syngnathiformes, Syngnathidae.
CACCACCAGAGGGAACUAAAGCCUUGCUAAACACUUCCUGGGUUUUUUUUUAGUCUUUGCACAACUUGAAUUCAACCAAGCAUGGCUAAGAUGGCGAAUGGACAGCUGUCAAGGGCCGAGGCGUUGGCGUGCUCAGGUUGCAGACACGCGUGUCAUGUGAUGCUCUACGCUGACACCAAAAGUCAGCUUUUUGGGAGAAUUCCCAUCAGGCAUAUUAUACUGAUGCAGAUGCGCUUUGACGGUCUGCUGGGUUUCCCUGGCGGUUUUGUAAACCAAUCACAAGAAAGCCUGGAGGCCGGGCUUUGCAGGGAAUUAGAGGAGGAGGUGGGUGUAGCUAUCGCCAUAUCAGAAGACGAUCAUAUGGAUGCUCGGCAUGCCCCCGGUACCUCCCCCUCGUCACCACGUCUCAUCACUCACUUCUACGUGAAGAAGCUGGAGGAGGAGCAGAUAAGGGAGGUGGAGAAAGCGUCUGCAGCCACGGCAACAGAUCACGGGCAAGAGGUUCUGGGCAUGGUCCGGGUUCCGCUAUACACCACAAAGGGCGGGGGAGGCCUCUCAUUAUUUCUGUCGCACGCAUUCAUUGGGAAUGCUCGUUUCCAGCUGGUGGACACUUUGCUGCGUCUCAACCUCGUCGCCCCUGAGGACCUACGCAAAGCCCUCAAGCACUCGUUGAAGAUACACGCGUGCAGUGCUGCGGACCUGCAGGCGAUGCUCGCACUGACGGAGGCCGAGAGGGACCAGUCUUAAAUCAUGGUUACUCAAGACGGGUGUAGAAAUGUAAAACGAUAAAAUACAUUUUCCUGUGAAAGUACAUGAAUGAGGUUGUUUUAAUUAAUGAGGUUGUUAUUUAUUUAUUUAUAAACAGGAAGUUGAACUAGCUGGUCCCAAUUUUUGCAGCUACAAUGUUAAAGUAAUGCAGUUCCACCUGUCAGUGGAACGGUGUCCCCCAAGGGUGUGUUCUCUCCCCACUGCUCUUCACCCUCUUUACUAAUGACUGCACCUCAGGGGACUCUUCUCUGAAACUCCUAAAGGUUGCAGACGACACGACGGUUAUCAGUCUCAUCCGGGAUGGCGAGGAGUCUACAUAACUAAAUGGUUCUCCAGUGUGGUCAGAACACUUUGGAACCCAUUCAAGACUGUGAAGACCACUCACAUCCCCAGACAUAAGCUCUUAAAACUACUCCCCUCGGGUAAGUCCUAAAGGAUGUGUCAAAAAAAAAUCCCUUGAAUGUACAUAAAUUCUGUUUAUUUUUUAAUGUAAAUACAGUUUUUUUUGUAUAAAUGCAGUUGAUGUCCCAGAAUUAUUAUAUUUUGCCACAAAGACUCAAAAACAUGUUUGUCUUGUGCUGGAAGACACAGCCAUCUCAAUGAGAGCGGACAUUGUAAGUAAAACAUAAACUCCUGGGCUUGUAUGUGAAAUGAAGGCGCUAGGGAAGAAGUUUUGUUUUAAAUAGAAUUAUUAAGUAAUUAGAUUAGUGGCGUCAUUAGGCCUAUUUUAGGGGGGCUUCAUAUAUUUUUUGAUG